AUGACAUGUCAAGAAGCGGUCAUGCCUGGUGCCCGCUGCCCAGUGUCUCGGAAUCGACUGAAAUAGUAAAAACUAAGAGUAAGCGGUAUAUGCGUGGCGAUGAGUUGUUGGUGCAUUCCUGCCAUCGGGAUAUUCCAAUUUCUUCAAUGUGUUCAUAUGUCUGAGUUAUGCAACCCAAGGUUAUAGAUCAGAAACAUGACCCAGUCAGCGCUCACUCUAUUAAACAAACAAACAAACAAACAAACAAACAAAAACCACCAAAAUGUCAUCCACCACCACAUCCGUCUCCUCCACAUCAACCGCCUGCGCCGGCAAUAGCUGGGUCCUCCCAACCCAAGACUCCGCCUGUGGCCUCAUAAACCACAACAACGCCACCUCCAUAAUGGACAAAUGCUGCACGCCCGCCUCCGUCGAGAAAACAGACGGUGACUGCAGCCUCUACUGUCUCGCGCAGGAACAAUCCGUCGGCGACCUCACGAAAUGUCUUACGGAUAACGGGGCGGGCUUUGAGGAUGUGUUUUGUAAUAAUAAGGAGAAUGCGACUGCGACGGCUAGUGUGACGGGGGAGGCGACGAGGACGGGUACUUCGGGGUCGAGUUCGGGGACGAGUACGGAGAGUGGGAUGGCGAGUUCGGCUAGGGUUUCGAAGUCGGGAUUGGGGGUUUUGGGGGUUGUUUUGGGAUCUGUUAUUCUUGGGGCUUUCUAGGUUUGAGGCCUGUUUGUGUUUUGAAGUUGAGAAGGAAGGUUGG
Messenger RNA from Aspergillus glaucus CBS 516.65, 749 nucleotides. RefSeq lists its product as uncharacterized. The record is from RefSeq and is a predicted model, not a curated record. The transcript is spliced from 3 exons. NCBI's taxonomy places the organism in Eukaryota, Fungi, Ascomycota, Eurotiomycetes, Eurotiales, Aspergillaceae. Bases 263 to 706 code for a protein of 147 amino acids.